UGCGAAGAGGCGAGGAGACAGGGAGUCAGUUGGCUCAUUGCUGUGCGCGCGUGUGUCUCGUCCCAUCGCCGAGAAUAUCAUUUAUUCUCAGGGGCGACGACGACGUAGCGUGAAAGCGUAGAUACCGAGCCGGACUGACUCGCCUGUGUCGCGGCUCCAGGCGUACGGCCCAGGGCGAGACAGAGGCGGCCAAACCACGAGCGCUAUGCGGUUCAACGAGGUCGUCUGCAACUCCACGUCGCCGAUGCACAUCCAGCACCGUCACAACAAUAAUCAACCGCCACAGAGGAGCACCUCGGAGCUGAUGAUCGGCGGGGGCAAGGUCGCCGACGCCCCGACGGUCGCAGCUCAGCAGCAGCACUUCCACGUCGGCCAGGACACCGGCACCUACUCGUCGCUCGCCGUCACUCGCAGCAGCAGGCUCCUCGACUACAGCCUCAACAACAACCUCGACGGUAGCUUCCCCAGCAGCUCGACCGAGAGUCUGGCCGACUACGGGCCGGUCGACGAGGAGGAGGAGUUGGAGGAGGAAGAGGAAGAGGAGGCGGGCUCGGACUGGUCCGAGUACUCGGAGGACGCCAACCUGCCGGCGGGCUGUCGGGGCAUCGUCAACCCGAACUAUCCGGGCUUCCAGCACCUGGGUCCGUCGCUCCUCUCUGACACCGACGACACCGACGACGAGCUCGAGCUCGAGCUCGAGCGUAAGCCGGCGUCGCUGCGCGACGACGUGUUCAACAACAACAGCGCCGCCGACAAAGACAACCGCUGCCGGCACAGGCCAGUCGGCGACCAGCGCAACAACAACGACGAGCACGCGCUCAACCGCCUCGACGUGCAGACCGAGCAGAGUAAGCACUUCUUCUACGAGAAGUCCAAGUUCAACAUCCAGACGGCCAGCACGCUGAUGGAGUGCAUGAGCUACGUGAAGGGCGUCCACGACACGCUUGCCAGCAAGAUCAGCGACGAGGACGUGGAGAUAGUGCAGCUGAGCACCAGCGUCAACGAGAGCCUGCAGUUCGCCCAGAUCGAGCAGAUCGCCACGGACUCGUGCAAGAGCAGCGAAACCGACGAGGUCGAGGAGAGCGGCGCGCUGGACGAGCCGCUCGAUCUGAUCCGCGAGGCGAGCCUGAGUCUCAACAACAACUACGCCAACAACCGCACCAACGGCAGCCAGACCAGCGAGUCCUCGAGACUCUUUUGCAACAGCAAGAACAACGACAACAACAACAGCACCAAGCUGAUCAAUUACUCGCCCGCCAUCUCGACUAAUCCCUUCCUGAACAACCCCUUCCUCGAGCCCCUUCCCACCAAAGUGGCGCUGCUCGAAGAGAUCGACCUGCUGGCGGACUGUCGCCAGCUGCACCAGUCCACCGGCACCAAUCACAACAAACAGCAGCACGACUACCACCAUCACCAGCAGCAGCACCAGCACCAGCAGCACCAGCAGCACCAGCAGCAGCUGCUGCCAGACUCGGUGCCCGAUGUCGUCGCCGUGGAGGCGGAGCACCUCAAGUGCAGCCAGUCCGACGCGGUCGCGCGCGCGCAGCAACACGCCAGCUUGAAGGACCAGUUCGGGCGCUGCCUCAAGGACGGCACCAAGCAGCAGCGGCGCAAAGCCGAGCUGGAUGUCGACUGUUUCGACGUCUACAACAUCGAGACGGCGAUGCCCAAGAUCGACAUGGACGCCAUCGAGAUGCAUCUGAAGGCCGUGCUGGUCGAGGAGCGCCGGCGCCGCAACGACCGGGAGGAGAUCCGCAGGCGACUGGCCAUGGGUCCGGAGGCGCAGGCGGAGGAGGCCCGCAGCGAGCAGCGCCGCGUCGGCGGCAAGCCCAGCCUGCAGUCGCGCCUGCAGAGCGGCAUGAACCUGCAGAUCUGCUUCAUGAACGAGAGCGCCUCGGACUCGGAGUCGCAGGACCGGCCGGAGCUCGCGAGCCCGCAGCAGCCGGCGCGCAGCCGCAGCCCCUCGGCGUCGCGCUGCUCGUCGUCGUCCUGCUCCUCCUCCUCCUCCUCCUCCUGCUCCUCCUCCUCGUCCUCCCCCUCGGUGUCCUCGGGGCCGAGCUCGCCCCGGCGGCACCCGCUGUCGGUGAGCGCCUGUGAGGAGGCCGCGGCACGCGAGCAGCGCGCGCGCCCCGAGGAGCCGGCCACGGGCCCCGCGGACCCCGUGGCGCGCCAGGCCCGGCUGCAGACCGAGGCCCGGCUCGCGCUCGCCCAGGCCAAGGAGAUGGCCCACAUGCAGAUGGAGAUCGAGCGCCAGAAGCUCAAGGUCAGCCCCGUCACCGAGAUGAUGCGCUGCAGUCUGCGCAAGAUCGGCGUGAGCCUGGGCGAGGAGCGGCGCCGCCUCACGCGGGCCCUGCUCACCGAGCUGAACGUCGCCCAGCUGCAGGUGCUGGCCAACGACCUGCACGCCCGCAUAGCCACCCUCAACGAGGCUCUGGUCGACGGCCUGCUCAUGCGCGACGACCUGCACAUGGAGCAGGACUCGAUGCUCGUCGACGUCGAGGACCUCACGCGCUACCUAGGCGCCAAGCAGGAGUCCUUCAAGCAGCAGCAGCAGCAGCAGCAGCAGCAGCAGCAGCAGCAGAAGCAGCAGCAGAAGCAGCAGCUCAAGCAGGCGGCCACGGCGAAGACUCCGUCGGCGAGGAAGAGCGCGUUGGCGCGCGCGCACCUAUUGCAGCGCAGCCAGGCGACCACGCGCACCACCCUGGCACUGCUCAGAGGGGCUUCGCAGGGCAAACUCGCCUCUCAGGGCCGUCAGCUCGUGGCCAGUCUCGUGAGGAAAUAGUACGCGGUGGGCGCCGCCCUCGCCGCCUACGUCUGGCGCAGCGCCGCCGCCGUCGCCGGCCGUGUCGAACUGCCUCCCCGACUGGCCCGCCAGCCUUCGCUCGUCGGACGGUGCUAGACGGCCAGCCCCUCCCUGCCUCGCUCCUGCCCACCCCUCGUUCGUGCCCGUCCGACGACUGCACUGCUGCCCGGCACUUCGUGUACAUAGUCGUCCCUUCGACAACACCUGCUGAGCUCCAUUGCACUCCGACAACGUCCGUCGUCGAUCGCUGCACUGGUUCCAUCCGCUAGACUCACUUACCCGCCAACCUAGCAAGCUCGGCUCCAAGCUGUCACUACUCUCCGUUGCGAAUCUCGUCAACGCUCGACCAUCCUUUCCGACCUCUCCCCCGCCCCUCUUUGCAAUAAUCGUAUGCGUGAAAACCGGAUUAUCGCAACUGCAGUUCGGCGACAACACCUGUUCCCAGCCGUAAUCGUUCGUUGUGUUCCACCAUCGCCACCGAUAAGAACAAACAAUAACACUCAAUUUAUAUCAGAGUGCGAAGGAGUUUGUACCUAAAUUAACAGAAUUGUUAACUAAUAUGUAUACAUUAGUACAAUAAUUCAUCAACUUAGUUAUGUACAAAAUCAAUCUUGAUGUUUUGACUACGUAAGUACGUACUGUUUCCUAUUUCGCGCGCAGGCUUACAUGUUUUUCUAUUUAAGCAUUGAAUGAAAAAACAAUAAUCAAUAACGAUCAAGCGAUUUCAUACGUUCGUAUAAAUAUUUAUCGGUCAGCUCUUCUUCGUUUCUUUCUUAAUUUUUAUUAUUGAUGUCGUUUCAAAUUGUUAGUUACUACUAGGAUCCAACCUGCAGCCUAGCUGUCGGAAGUGCGCUUUUAAAGUAUUACGUACAAAGCGUCUCACAGCUGCAGUCAACGAAUACCGUUCACUUCGAAAAAUUUGAAAUAAAGACACAAGAGCUCGGCAUCGUUAUAACAGAUCCGCAGUUAUUCACUGACAAAGAGAAACGUACAAUAGUUCCCAACCCCGUUCCAACGUUCUUAACGUUUUUUCAUUACACAAUCCAGUCAAACUGUCAUUCCUUGUCAAAAUAAAUCAGCGAGGAAUUAGCCCUCUCUUCGUGAAUCGCGACGCGUGUUGUGCAAAUACCAUGAAUAUUGUAGAACGCGGUGAAUGUUAUAUCAUGUAACAAAUUUGGUUUGUUAAGGUAAAUCUCAGGUUAAGUAGAAGAUCUACAGAGAGAUACUGAUAAAUAAUAAAAUAGCGUAUUAUCUACAAAAUAGUUUAAUCGUAAUAAUUAUUAUCAAUAUACAGGCUGUAA
This is a messenger RNA of Phymastichus coffea, 4104 nucleotides long. RefSeq lists its product as uncharacterized. Lineage: Eukaryota; Metazoa; Arthropoda; Insecta; Hymenoptera; Eulophidae. Gene Ontology annotation, cellular component: plasma membrane; cell junction. The transcript has 8 exons. The record is from RefSeq and is a predicted model, not a curated record. Gene Ontology annotation, biological process: positive regulation of hippo signaling. Bases 206 to 2782 code for a protein of 858 amino acids.